AUGAUCUCUCAAACGUGUUAUCAAACGUCGAAAUCCCAGAACCAUCUCCGGACGUUAGUUCAUCAUUCAUCGAAAUCUAUUGAUAACAAAGAAUGUCAUCAAUUAUGGAUUGAUAUAUCAACAAUUUUAAUAUCAUUCGAUGAUAUUGAAACUGAAUUAGAUAAAUUAAAAGAAGAUAGUAUAUUUGAUUUACCCAAACAAAUAAUAAAUGAAGAGAAUACAAAAGAAGCAUUACGCUUAAAGUCAUUGGGUAUCGAAGCUUAUGAUAAGGAAAAUUAUUCCGAAGCAAUCAAGUUCUUUAUUAAAGCAACAGAUUUAUCAGGUGUUUCAGAUCAUGAUCGUGCGAUUUUCUUUUUGAAUAUGGCUGCAAGUCGAUUAGCAUCUUAUAAACAACAAUUAUACUCAGGUGAUGGUGAUAUGCCAAAGGAAUUAGAUCGUGCUCUGAAAGAUGCUAAACAAGCAAGAAACCUUUGGUUUACAUGGUGGAAAGCACAUUAUCGUGUUGGACAAGUCUAUGUUGUUUUGAAUGAUUAUGAAAAGGCGAUUAAUUCGUUUGAACGAGCAUUUGCACUUGAUCCGACAAAACAAGACAUACAAACAGCAUUGGAUGAAAGUCGUAUAAGAGUUCAGCGAAAUUGGCAACAUCAAUAUCUCGAUCCGCGAGCGAAUUUGGCUGAUGUAACGAAAGGACAUCAGUUUGCACUUGGAGACAUUGAUGUUAUUCAAGAUUACGAGCAAGCCGCGAAAUAUUUUGCCAAAGCAGCAAAUGCAGACAAUGCUGAAGGAAUGUAUAACUUAGCUCGAUUAUUCGAUAAAGGUUUAGGUGUGAAAAAAGAUCACAAUUUAGCUCGUGAAUGGCUUGAAAAAGCAGCGUCACAGCCCGCAGAACAUCCCAAACUAAAAGGAAUGCCGAAUAUUGGCGUCGCUGAUGCUGAACACNUUAUUCAAGAUUACGAGCAAGCCGCGAAAUAUUUUGCCAAAGCAGCAAAUGCAGACAAUGCUGAAGGAAUGUAUAACUUAGCUCGAUUAUUCGAUAAAGGUUUAGGUGUGAAAAAAGAUCACAAUUUAGCUCGUGAAUGGCUUGAAAAAGCAGCGUCACAGCCCGCAGAACAUCCCAAACUAAAAGGAAUGCCGAAUAUUGGCGUCGCUGAUGCUGAACACGCUUUAGGCGUAAGAUAUUUCGAAGGUAUUAGUGUUCGUAAGGAUCUUUCAAUGGCGGUUUAUUGGUAUCAACGUGCAACUGAUCAUGGUAGUGCAAUGGCUGCUAAUAAUUUAGGUUGCAUGUAUUUGGAUGGUCUUGCGGUUGAUAAGAAUCUUGAAAAGGCUGAAGAAUUACAUGAAUUAGCAGCACAAAGAGGUGAUCCAAGUGCUAUGAUGACUUUAGCCGAACUUCGAUUACGUAAAAAUGAUUUUCAAAUGGCGGAACUAUGGUACGAUCGUGCAUGCGAAUCAGGCAAUGUUGUUGCUCAACGAAAUCGUGAUGAAUUCAUGACAAAAUUGGAAAACCGUCAGAGUUAUCCAUCAGAUCUUCAAGAAGCGCUAAGUAAAGCUAUGAACUAUGAUGUAUUAUAUCAAAGUAAAUAUUCUCCAUCAGUUGUAUGUGAACGUUUCUAUUUAAAAGAGUAUGGACUGUUUUGUGAACAUGCGCGUCGUGGUUCAAUAACAGCUAAGAAACUUCGUACUGCUAUAGAGCAUUUUAUAUUAGCGUUAAAUUUACUUACAUCUUUUAAAACAUUGACAGAAGAACAAGAAAACACAUUUGUUCAUGAACUGUCUGAAUGUUAUCGUAUUGACACGAUUGUAGCUCAAAUUCCGGCUAUUUUCUUUGAAAGAGUUAGUAGUAUCAUUGAACGGGUACUAACUCGAUGUACACAACAAUCGACUUGCAUUGUUUCACAAGUUGAUGAAGAUGUUCGAGUAUGUUACGCAACACUUAAUUUAAAUUCAUAUGGAUUAAUUCAACAAUUUCUUGAAAUAUGCAAACAAAAAUAUCCCAAAUCAGUUCAUUUCUACUACAUGAGUGGCACAGUGCACGGGUUUCAACGUAACUCUGAUGCUGGUUUGUAUAAUAUAAAUCAUGGACUUGAAAUAGAGCCUGAUAAUUAUGAACUUUUAUAUCAUAAAGCUGUUCUAUUGCGCCAUAUUGGCAAAGACAUGGCUGAAGCGAUCAAGGCCUAUCAACAAUUUAUUGCAACCGCUCCAAAAGAUCAUCGAAAAAUUCCUGAAGCAUACUAUGAAAUGGCACUGUGUUCGAAAGAUUUCAUGCCUGUUGCUGGAAUCUCCUGGAUCUAUGAACAGUAUAGAGCAGGCAAAGAAGCAGAAAAAUUGCAAUUACCAUGGUUUUUGCCUUAUAAAUCAGAAAAUAUUGCGUUUUUACAGCCAAUUAUAGAUAUGAUCGAAUCGAACAACAAUGUAAAGCCAACUCCUACAAAUGCUCGCAAACAACAUCUUACUGACCCUCAUAGAGUAGAACUUAUAAAAAAUCAUCGUGUAUGGGAGAACACAACGCUAGAAGAAAAACGGAAUUUAGGUUAUAGGAGCAUAUCGACUACUGUCAAACCUCGAGUUAAACAGCAAACAGACAAAUUAUUAAUUGGUUUGAAACCAAUUACACUAAGAGAAAUGAAUUCAAGAAAAGAUCAUGUUUAUACUGGAUAUGUACUUUCAGUAACAAUCAUCGAAGAGACAUUAUCAUGGGAUCCGUCAAUUCACUUAGUCAUUGAAGACAAGAAUUUCGAUUGUCAACGAAUGCUUAUUUAUGGAAUUUUGGAAGAAGAAGGCGAGGAAUUAAUCAGUAAAUUGUAUACUAUUGGGAACAAAAUACACAUUAUCAAUCCGUAUUUACGGAUAGGAGCAGUUGAUAUGAAACCAUCAAUUCGUAUUGAUGAUAUUUCUUCGAUUGUAAUGCAAAGUAAAUCAGAAUGGAUAUUAAAUAUGUGUCGAUAUUGCUGCGAAGCANGAUUUAUUUAUACAUUUACUCGUGAUAAAAUACCUAUGUUAACAUGUUAUGACAAUGAUAAAUGUAAUCUCUAUCCUUCAAACUUCAAUUACUCUGGUUUAACUUGUCGUGAGACAACAACUUUUUUUACAAAAGAAAACGCGGUUAGUUUCGUUACAUCUCUUUCUCAUGUACGACGUGAUUUUACUCAAUUUAUUUCGUAUAUGCAUCUCGUUUUUUCUGCAUGUGCACUUCCAUCACCGGUAAUCGGAUGGAAUUCAUCAAAACUCUUCUCAUGUCCAGAUUCACAUCGAUCGAUAUCUUUUCACCGUGUCAAAGACCAUAUCUAUGAUUGUCCGAAUUCAUUGGCUGAUGAAAUAUACAAAGGAGAUCUUUGCCGACAGAAUUUAUCAAGUUAUUUUCAAUGUUUAACUUCAAGUGAUUGUGUUCGAAAAUCUGAUAUGUAUUUGUUUCAUUCAUCAGCACUACCAGAAAUGAAAGGACAUUGUAAAGACGGAUCAGAUCGAAUGUAUCCAUUUAUAUGUCGACAUCGAACCAAUAUUGGAUGUCAAUAUCUACGUAGUUUGAAUAUUUCCAAUAAAUAUUUUCUCUUUCAGGAAAUCUGUAAUGGUCGAGUUCAUCCCGAACUUAUUGAAGAUGAAGAUAAUUGCGAUGAAUGGAAACGUAAUUGUAAUCCGUUCUAUCAAAAAUGUAAUCAAAUUCUUAAUUCAUCAACUUAUGAGUCAUGUAUACCAAUGUUAUGGGCAAAAAAUAGCAAAACCAAAUGUUAUGUGGGUGUCAAUGAAAAUAAUUAUUGUCAACGAAAUUAUCCAAACGAUAAUCAUAAAGUCUUUCGUUGUUUUAAUGAUUCGAAAUGUAUUGAAUUACAAGAUUUAUGUGAUGGGAUCUUUCAUUGUCCGUUUCAUGACGAUGAAACCAUUUGUUUAGAUACAAAAAACAAUACAAAAUGCCCGUAUGGAACUUAUCCUUGUGAUAUAAAACAAAGCUACUGUGGACCAAAACAGAAUCAAUGUGAUAGUCGAGUAACGUGCGAUGUUGACCUCCAAUCCAAUAUAGAAUCUUGCAGUUUAAUCGGUACACUACCACAUUACAGAAUGUUUUCUAUUGAUAAUCAUCGUCAAUAUCCACCAGUGAAAUCUCCGCGACCAAUAAAAGAUGUUGAAAGAAAAACUCGUAGUUGUCGCGAUGUGAAUCCGUCUACAUUGGAUAAAUAUCGUUGUCAUCGAGGAAUUGUUGUUAAUUCGUCCAUUGAUGGUGAACAAUGUUUAUGUUCACCCGCAUAUUAUGGUCGAACAUGUGAAUAUCAAUCCGAACGAAUUUCUAUUGCGUUAAAUAUUCGAUUAAAUACUCGACAAACAUCAUCAGAAAUUGUUUACAAAUNGCAAAUGCGUCGAAAACUUGUGCUCAGUGUGGGAAAGCUCGUUAUUGUUCAAAAGAAUGUCAAACCAUGGAUUGGAAAUUAUAUAAACAUAAACUUAUUUGUGCAAAUAAAUAAAUACGAACAUCAGGGUUAG
Adineta ricciae is the source of this 4473-nucleotide messenger RNA. The record is from the annotation of a GenBank genome assembly. Lineage: Eukaryota; Metazoa; Rotifera; Eurotatoria; Adinetida; Adinetidae.